Molecule: messenger RNA, 1672 nt
Organism: Triticum urartu
Lineage: Eukaryota; Viridiplantae; Streptophyta; Magnoliopsida; Poales; Poaceae
Product: 7-deoxyloganetin glucosyltransferase
Molecular function (GO): quercetin 7-O-glucosyltransferase activity; quercetin 3-O-glucosyltransferase activity
Source: RefSeq, a predicted model, not a curated record
UAUGGUAUAAUGGUAAGAUGGGCAGAGCCAUGCCAUGCCAACGCAUAGCAUCAUCAGCAGCAGCAAGACACUAGCUACUGGCCACAAUAGCCCAUUGCCGUCUCCGCCGGAAAUGGCUUCCUCUCCGGCACCGGCGGGCGAGAAAGCACACGCCGUGUGCCUGCCGGCGGCCGCGCAGGGGCACAUCAUCCCCAUGCUCGACGUGGCCAAGAUGCUCCACGCCCGCGGCUUCCACGUCACCUUCGUCAACACCGAGUACAACCACGCCCGCCUCGUCCGCGCGCGGGGCGCGGCCGCGGUGGCCGGCGUCCCGGGGUUCCGCUUCGCCACCAUUCCAGACGGCCUGCCGCCGUCGAACGACGAUGUCACGCAGGACGUCACGUCGCUGUGUAAGUCCCUCACGGAGACCUGCCUCGGGCCCUUCCGCCGCCUCCUCGCGGAGCUCAAUGACCCAGCCACUGGCCACCCGCCCGUGACUUGCGUCGUCGCCGACAUCAUUAUGGACUUCUCCAUGGAAGCGGCCAGGGAGCUCGGCCUCCCCUAUGUCCAGCUGUGGACGUCCAGCGCCGUCAGUUAUGUCGGUGUCCGCCACUACCGGCUCCUCUUCGACCGUGGCCUCGCACCGAUCAAAGACAUCAAGCAGCUGACGAAUGAGUACCUUGACACGCCGGUGGAUGACGUGCCGGGCAUGCAGAACAUGAGGUUCAGGGACUUCCCGACCUUCAUACGCAGCCCGGCCUCGGACGACUACAUGCUGCAUUUCGCGCUCGGCAUUGCGGAGCGCGCGGUCGGCGCGUCGGCGAUGAUCGUCAAUACCUUCGACGACCUUGAGGGAGAGGCGUUGGCGGCCAUGGAGGCGCUCGGCCUGCCCAAGGUCUACACCAUCGGCCCGCUCCAUCUGCUGGCGCCGAGCUCAAGCAUCAGCAUGAGCCUGUGGAAGCAGGAGGAGGAGUGCCUUCCAUGGCUCGACGGCAAGGAGGUCGGCUCAGUCAUGUACGUCAACUUCGGCAGCAUCACCGUUAUGACCAACGAGCAGCUCCUGGAGUUCGCGUGGGGGCUGGCCAAGAGCGGCAAUCAUUUUCUCUGGAUCAUCCGUCCCGACCUCGUCAAGGGCGACACCGCAGUGCUCCCCCCGGAGUUCUCGGCCGAGACGGUGGAGCGUGGGCUCGUGGCCUCCUGGUGCCCGCAGCAGCAGGUGCUGAACCACCCGGCCGUGGGCGCGUUCCUGACGCACAGCGGCUGGAACUCGACGCUGGAGAGCAUGUGCGGCGGCGUGCCCGUCAUCAGCUGGCCAUUCUUCGCGGACCAGCAGACCAACUGCCGGUACCAGUGCAAGGAAUGGGGAGUCGGCAUGGAGAUCGACACCGACGUCCGGCGCGACGCCGUCGCAGACCUUAUCACUGAGCUCAUGGAGGGGGAGAAUGGAAAGGUGAUGAAGAAGAAGGCACAGGAGUGGAGGGAGAAAGCGGUGAGGGCGACCAAGCCCGGCGGCUCGUCUCACCGCAACUUUGAUGCGUUGAUUCACGACGUGCUCGCUCCUAGCCGCUCUGGGUAGUGUACCUGCUUUAAGUUUUUUUUUUCUGAAUCCCUUCUUUUACGGUGGAGGCCGGUUUUGAGAAUAUUUCGAUAAUCUCAGCAAAUUAGUACCCAAUAAAAUCAAAUAUAUUUUGAA